Molecule: messenger RNA, 847 nt
Organism: Eruca vesicaria subsp. sativa (arugula)
Lineage: Eukaryota; Viridiplantae; Streptophyta; Magnoliopsida; Brassicales; Brassicaceae
Source: the annotation of a GenBank genome assembly
CUUGGUCUUUGUCGAGAUCGAAUCGUGUGUCCUCUCUGUUUCAGUCUCCCUCAACCAUCAUCAGAUAAUAAAAUUGAGAUGAGUGAAACAAUGGAAUGCAAGUGUGGUAUGCCUCUUUGCAUCUGUGUUGCUCCACCCAAACCACAGGCUACACGGGCUCCUGUUACUCUUUCUCAGUCAGAUCCCAAACCGAAGUAUGAUACUUCAGCUAAAAGUAAAGGUUCCACUUCCAGCAGCAAUGCUAGACCAGAUAACCCUCAGAAAGAGUAUGAAGUCAGUGGGGAGGGAUUAAGAGAAGCAAUUAAGAAUGGUGACACUGCUGGUGUGAAAAAGCUUCUGAGUGAGGGCGUGGAUCCAAAUUACCAUGACAAGCAGGGAAUGUCAGUCCUUCAUUUGGCGGUUCUAUUCAACAAAACUGACAUUGCGUUGAUGCUAAUGGAACAUGGUGCCAACCUUGAGUAUAAAAAUGCACAAGGAGAAACACCACUAGAUUGUGCUCCUGCAACACUGCAAUAUAAGAUGCGGGAAAAGAUGAAGUCUACUUAAUAUGAAUUCAGGCAGGGUUUACAAAUCUUUCCUCAAAAGGUCUGUAAAGGGCUAAUCAAGGGUCAUGAUUCAUGAAUUUGCUUGUAAGACAUCAUCUUGACAUUCUGUGUUCAAUUUCUCGUCUUGUGUGAACUUUGAAACGUUCCGCUCUUGUAAGUCUUCUAUGUGUUAUCCGCUGAGUCAUUGUUGUCAAAAGUUACAAUAUCGUAACAUACAGAGAAACACAUCAUCAAUAGUUUUCAAGAAACAAGUGUAAUCAGUUAAUCACACUGUAAUCGAACAAAUCUCAAACAAGUUAAAG